Solanum verrucosum is the source of this 525-nucleotide messenger RNA. RefSeq lists its product as uncharacterized. Bases 1 to 525 code for a protein of 174 amino acids. Lineage: Eukaryota; Viridiplantae; Streptophyta; Magnoliopsida; Solanales; Solanaceae. The transcript has 3 exons. The record is from RefSeq and is a predicted model, not a curated record.
AUGCCUCCACGAAGAGUUGUCAAAGUUCGUCCUGCUAGACAUAAUAUUGAGGAGCAAGGGGUUGGGCAAAAAAGAGGAGCUCGACAAGAAGAGGCUGACACUUCGAGGAUUCGUGAGAUCUUGAGGAUGAACCCUCCAAGUUUCACUGGUUCGAGCACUUUCGAGGAUCCAAAGAAUUUCAUUGAGGAGCUGCAAAAGAUAUUUGAUGUCAUGCAUGUUGCUGAUACUGAGAGGAUGGUUACGGAUAUGAGAAGUAGAAUGAGUUUGUUUGUUGGUGGGUUGUCCCGUUUAUCAAGCAAAGAGGGAAGGGAAGCAAUGCAAAUUGGGAACAUGGAUAUAUCAAGGUUGAUGGUCUAUGUGCAGCAGGUUAAGGAAGAGAAACUGAGGGAUAGGGAGGAAUUCAGAAAUAAGAAAGCUACGACAGGGAAUGAGUUUGGGCAGCAUAAAAGUAAUGUGAACCUUUCGUUCUUUCAGCAAAAGCAAAAGGGACUUGCUCCGUCAUCUGCUAGUGCACCUGCACCAUGA